AUGCGGCUUCCCGGAUCUGUUGGUUUAGUGCUUGGUAUGCUGUUUUUAUGGUGUAUUAGUGCAGUAUUGACACCUCCAGAGGAAAAGGGACGAGUGUUUGCAUUAUCCGUUGCAAAUGUCAUUCUUCGUCAUAUUCGUCCAUGGGUUUAUAUAACUGCUGGAUUCUACCAUCCCUACAUUCUACAGCUCGUGUUUAUUCUUCCACUGUCUUUUAGCUUGGCAAAACGAGUGGAACCUGAACUUGGUGCUCUUAAUCUCGUGCGAUUGCUGCUGUUUGCCAACACUGCAGCAGCAUUGGUGCUUUUCAUCAACCUUGUUGUGCUCUACAUUAUCUUCCGCAACCCCAUGUACCUGGAGGAAAGUUUUUCUGGCUUUACGGGUGGAGUUACAGCUUUACUAGUGGCCUACAUGAAGUCGGCGCCAUUUGCAACGGCGCCCAUGUUCCCUGGAGUUCCGCUUCGAUUCUAUCCGCUUGUAGCGUGUUUCACUUUCUCGCUUUGUACGAUUGGUGGAAUGGCUUUUAGCGUUUUUCCAGCUGUUACUUUGAGUGCUGGGCCAUUUUCCGUGCUUGGAGGUUACUUUGGUUGGUGUUACCUUCGAUUUUACAAUAAGAACCGUGACCAUACCUUCGGGGAUGUGUCGGAUGAAUUUGCGCUGGUGGUUUUACUUCCGGACUUUUGCACACCAUUUCUUGGCCCGCUUGCAAAUUUUUGCUUUAGCGUGGUCAAGCUCUGUGGUUUUUUCAAAAAACGCGCAGCACAGAAACCCAAAAUGCUUCCGAUUCUUACAGAGAUCAAGAAUGACCCGAUCGCUGAGCGUCGAAAAGCGAGAGCAAUGAGAGCGCUGGACGAGAAGCUGGCAAAGCUUGCCCACGCACGGGAUGACACUGGAUUGUCGUCGCUGUUGUCCGUGGAAGUCGAAGAGUAG
Molecule: messenger RNA, 927 nt
Organism: Peronospora belbahrii
Lineage: Eukaryota; Oomycota; Peronosporomycetes; Peronosporales; Peronosporaceae
Source: the annotation of a GenBank genome assembly